Parathielavia appendiculata is the source of this 1658-nucleotide messenger RNA. Its product is annotated as 26S proteasome subunit P45. Gene Ontology annotation, biological process: proteasome-mediated ubiquitin-dependent protein catabolic process. NCBI's taxonomy places the organism in Eukaryota, Fungi, Ascomycota, Sordariomycetes, Sordariales, Chaetomiaceae. The record is from RefSeq and is a predicted model, not a curated record. The coding region runs from base 158 to 1546 and encodes 462 amino acids. The transcript has 4 exons. Gene Ontology annotation, molecular function: ATP hydrolysis activity; proteasome-activating activity; ATP binding. Gene Ontology annotation, cellular component: proteasome regulatory particle, base subcomplex.
AAGCUCAUCACAUCUCGCCGCACCCUUCCUGCAGUCUUACAGUACCACUGUGUCAAGGAAACAAGCGAUUUGAAAACAAUUGUGACAGUUUCCAUCUCCUCCCUCGAACCCACCUCUCCCAGCCUUCGGAAGCCGACCACAAGCGCCGCUCAUCACCAUGUCCACACUCGAAGAGCUCGACGAUCUCGACCGCCGGGAGCGUGAUGAUAAGGACAAGAAGGACAAGAAGGGCGAUGGCAAGGAGAAGCAAGGCAGCGGAGAUGGCGACGCCGAGAUGAAGGAUGCGGAGCAAGAAGAGGACGAUGUGCUGGAUCCAGAGAUCUUGAGCUUGAGCACCGAGGACAUCAAGACUCGCCGGCGCUUGCUCGAGAACGAUGCCAGAAUAAUGAAGAGCGAGUUUCAGCGGUUAUCACACGAAAAGGCCACCAUGGCUGAGAAGAUCAAGGAAAACAUGGAGAAAAUUGCGAACAAUCGUCAACUGCCAUAUCUUGUCGGGAACGUCGUCGAACUUCUAGAUCUAGAUCCAACCGCCGAGUCAUCCGAGGAGGGCGCCAACAUUGACUUGGACGCCACCCGGGUCGGCAAGUCGGCCGUCAUCAAGACAUCUACUCGGCAAACCAUCUUCUUGCCACUGAUCGGCCUCGUCGACCCCAACAAGCUCAAGCCUGGCGAUCUCAUCGGCGUGAACAAGGAUUCGUAUCUCAUCCUCGACACACUACCGGCCGAGUACGACAGCAGAGUCAAGGCCAUGGAAGUAGAUGAGAAGCCGACAGAGAAGUAUAGCGACGUUGGUGGUCUCAGCAAGCAGAUCGCUGAGCUUCUCGAAGCUAUUGUGUGGCCGAUGAAAGAGGCGGAACGCUUCAAGAAGAUCGGUAUCAAGGCUCCCAAGGGCGCCUUGAUGUAUGGACCUCCCGGUACAGGCAAGACGCUGCUCGCCAGGGCGUGUGCUGCCCAAACCGAUGCUACCUUCCUCAAGCUUGCCGGGCCACAGCUGGUGCAGAUGUUCAUCGGAGACGGUGCCAAACUGGUCCGCGAUUGUUUCGCGCUCGCCAAGGAGAAGGCUCCCGCCAUCAUCUUCAUCGACGAGCUGGAUGCCGUCGGCACUAAGCGGUUCGACAGCGAGAAGAGCGGUGACCGCGAAGUGCAGCGGACCAUGCUGGAGUUGCUCAACCAACUGGACGGCUUUGCCUCGGAUGACCGCAUCAAGGUCAUCGCUGCCACCAACCGAGUAGACGUGCUGGAUCCUGCACUGCUCCGAUCUGGCCGUCUCGAUCGCAAGAUCGAGUUUCCACUUCCCAAUGAGGAGGCCCGCGCCCAGAUUCUCAAGAUCCACUCCCGGAAGAUGAAGGUCGAUCCUUCGGUCAACUGGGGUGAGUUGGCGCGCAGCACCGACGAGUUUGGCGGUGCCAUGCUCAAGGCCGUGUGCGUCGAGGCCGGCAUGAUCGCGCUGCGCAUGGGCAAAAACAAGAUCGGGCACGAACACUACGUGGACGCCAUUGCCGAAGUACAGGCCAAGAAGAAGGAUACGGUCAACUUCUAUGCUUAAGCAUCAUGACGCCCGCACGAUCACAACCGAGUACGGCAUUGGGACAUUCAAAGUGGUUUCUAGAGACUGGCAUGCCAAGUUCAUAGAGCUCGCCAUUUGUGUAAUGACACGG